AUGAGCUGCUACUAUGGCAACUACUAUGGUGGGCUGGGCUAUGGCUAUGGUGGCCUAGGCUGUGGCUAUGGCUGUGGCUAUGGUGGCUGUGGCUAUGGUGGCCUAGGCUAUGGCUAUGGUGGCUAUGGUGGCUAUGGUUAUGCAUGCUGCCGCCCACUCUGCUACAGAAGAUACUAUUCCUAUGGCUUCUACUGA
Molecule: messenger RNA, 195 nt
Organism: Urocitellus parryii (Arctic ground squirrel)
Lineage: Eukaryota; Metazoa; Chordata; Mammalia; Rodentia; Sciuridae
Product: keratin-associated protein 20-2-like
Source: RefSeq, a predicted model, not a curated record